Molecule: messenger RNA, 2235 nt
Organism: Penicillium bovifimosum
Lineage: Eukaryota; Fungi; Ascomycota; Eurotiomycetes; Eurotiales; Aspergillaceae
Product: putative MFS transporter
Exons: 3
Coding region: 1-2235 (744 amino acids)
Biological process (GO): transmembrane transport
Molecular function (GO): transmembrane transporter activity
Source: RefSeq, a predicted model, not a curated record
AUGGUGUCACCGAUAGAAGACACUACCGCUGCGUCAGGACAGAGCACAGAAGGGGAUUUUGCUCAGCCCCAGCCAGCUGUCUCGCGCUGGAGACGAGUGUUUGGAGGAAAGUCCGAGGAAGCGUCCGAAUCAAGCGAGAACCAGACAUAUCGUUCAAGAUCUACACUGGGAAUCCUCAGUGAUAAACACACCGAUGAAGUUCCUGGAACGGUACUUCUAUUAUCAUCAAAUCGAAAUGAGCCCCUGGGGAUGAGGCAUCAACCGCAGCGGACGUCGACCUCAUCUAUCGCUUCUUCCUCUUAUCGACCCUCACGCUCCAACUCCAGAACCCGAUCCGCGAUACCAACGAAGAAAACAGCCGAUGGACAAUUUGUGCUUGAUCCCCAACCGGACGACUCCGUGAACGAUCCAUUGAACUGGCCCGUGUGGCAACGCGACGCUGCGUUGAUAUCGUUGGGGUUCUAUUGCUUGAUGGGAGGUGGCAUGACGCCUAUUCUAGCAGCUGGAUUCCAUGAUGUCGCAGACGCGUACGGAGUCACCACACAGCAGGUGGCUUUCACUACCGGGCUCUAUAUGUUGGGUCUGGGUCUGGGGUCUGUCGUCAUGUCACCUACAGCCAUCCUGUUUGGAAAACGGCCUGUUUACCUCCUGGGAGCAUCCCUUUUCGUGAUCUCAGCCAUCUGGUGCGCAGCCUCGCCGAGUUAUGCAAGCCUCGUGAUUGCUCGUGUUUUCCAAGGGUUUGCAGUUAGCCCGGUCGAAUGUCUUCCAUCUGCCACUAUUGCGGAGAUCUAUUUUUUGCACGAAAGAGCCUAUCGAGUCGGAAUUUACACGCUCCUGCUGCUAGGUGGAAAGAAUCUCAUUCCUCUAGUGAGCGCUGCCAUCAUUCAAAGCCUGGGCUGGCGCUGGGUGUUCUGGAUUGUAGCCAUCGUUGUCGGCGCAUGCCUGGUCUUACUAUUUUUCUUUGUGCCCGAAACAUUUUGGGAUCGGACACCACGUCCUCGUGCACACAAAACCAAACGUCCACCUGGCCCAGGUCGCAGUGUUUCUGACCUUGUUUCCCAUGGCUUCCGUGGACGGCGCCCGGCUGUGCAACUCCCGGACGAAUCUCCUGAGCUGGACGAUUCAAGUCCGACCUUGGGCGCGAAGAAAUCCAAACAUGCGCAUUUUGGAUUUGAGGACGACCAGCCAGGAGAAGGUAACCAGGCAACUGGAAAUGAAAAGUCCGAGUUUUCUCCAGAGGUUGACCAAGCGACCAACGGUGACCCACCAGUUACCCAGCCUGCUAGCUCAUCCAACGAGAAAGACGACGGCUUUAACCAAUCCGUACCUCACACUCCCGUGCUCGGUGCGCACCCAGGUGAUCUGGAGGCAGCUCGACCCGCUGCUAGCUCGCCCCCGACUCCGAGGACCGAGUCAGUAGAGCCUUCCGGACCACCGCUUACCACAACGCUUCAGUAUACAAAUCGACUGCGUGAACGGCCCAAAAUCCCAUAUUCCCAGCUACUGAAGGUCUGGAAUGGCAGGAUCAAUCAAGACAAUUGGCUACGUGUUGCCGUGCGUCCAUUCAUCCUAUUCGCAUAUCCAUCCGUGCUAUGGUCAACGGUGGUAUACGCCCUCUCCGUCGGCUGGCUGAUCGUGCUCUCGGAGUCCGUUGCACAUAUUUUUGAAGGCUCAGGAACUUACAAUUUCACCGCACUGCAGACUGGUUUGAUAUACAUAUCGCCGUUUAUUGGCGGUCUGCUGGGAACUGCGGUCGCAGGCAAAGUAUCGGACAUCAUCGUGCGAUUUAUGACCAGGCGCAAUGGUGGCAUCUAUGAGCCCGAGUUCCGUCUCGUGAUGGCAAUUCCCAUCGCAUUGUCGACAGUCAUAGGUCUAAUGGCUUUUGGCUGGAGUGCUGAGAUCGGCGAUUCUUGGAUUGUGCCGACCAUCUUCUUUGGAUUGAUCUCAUUCGGUUGCUGCUUAGGCAGCACGACCGCUAUCACCUUUUGUGUGGACAGCUACCGCCAGUACGCUGGAGAGGCACUGGUGACACUGAACUUCAGUAAAAAUGUUCUCCACGGCCUGAUUUUCUCACUCUUCAUCGUCGACUGGCUGGACUUCAGUGGCUCACGCACUGUCUUCCUAUCUAUCGGUGGCAUCCAGCUUUUCUUCAUGCUCAUGUCGAUUCCCAUGUAUAUCUAUGGCAAACGGGCGCGCAUGUGGACAGUUCGCAAGCAGCUGAUGGAGCGCUUCUGA